AUGCCCAUAUCUCCUUCAUCCUCACAUGUCCACGCUCCUAACCGCUCUAUUCCCAUGGUUCUGCUUUUCUGCCGGUUUGAAUCGAGUUUGAGACAAUUGUACAGAUUCAAAAUGUUUUUUUGCAGCCGAAGGGACCGCGAUGUCGUCGUCGACUUCAGCCUGCUCGGGAGAAGAGGAAGAUUGUUCCAACGAAUGUUCGGCGUCGUUCACUUUUGACACAAACAACAAUAAUCGCCGCGAUGAAGUUCGUUUCUUUUCAAUUAUUAUAUGCAGCUUAAAAAGCGAAUGCAUAAAAAUCGGAAUUUCAGGAGCUGGCUGAGGAAGCUCACCUAAAGUUGAGCAUCACGCCAACUUAUGACAAAUUUUCUCUGGAACAACUCACUCGCCUUGUCACUAUUGGUAAGUUUUGUUAAUGAAAAAAAUGGAAAAAAAAAUGAAAGAAUUGAUUCUUGAGCCUUUGCCAGAAGGUUUCCAAUACAUACGAGGCGCCAACCAAACUAAUCACAAACCCCAGAAAUUGUUCCGGCCAAUCUCCUUUCCCUAUUCAGGAAACUUGAUUUAUUCUCACAAAGAGUUCUUCCUCGUUGAAGAGGAUUUCUCCUCAUUCUUUACUUUGAAAACCCUUCAAGAAAAGAGACGUCAAAAAGGAAAACUGAUUCGUUCACAUAUUAAAUUUAAGAAGGGGGUAAUAAAAAUGGUCAAAAGAUAUUGCCUUUCAUCGGAACAGGAGGAAUAUUGACGUCAUCAAAGGAUUGGAUGUGGUAUCCGCGCAGUGUUUACCGUUCAGUUUGACGCACAACAAACCCAAGAUGCGCGAGGUCAACUUUUUUCUGAGUGAAGCUUGCGCCCGGCGCAGGCUUUUAUCUGCAAAGUCCCUUGCUUGAGGAAUUAUCCGAAUGGAAAUAUUCGAGGAAAAUGUGAAUCAUUAUUUUUCGUUUGACACGCAACGGCUACAAAACAUUUCGGUUGUUUUUGAGAAUUCUUCAGAGCAAGGAAGUAGCUUGAAACCAAACGGCGACUUUUUUGUUCCUGGGGAGAAAAAUUGGUCGUUCGUAUUAUUGCACUUUCAAAGUCUUGAAAAAUUGCAGCUUGACAUUUUCUGAACUUCCAAGUGACCUAGCAUUUUCAAAACUUUUUUGAAAAGAUCAUCAGGAUAUGAAGAACGGGAGCCCAUUGAAUUGACACCAAAAGACGACACGUUUGUGUUUUUCUGGGUUUUCAAUUAACUUUUUAUUCUCUCUCUCUCUUUCAAUUGAACGAAAUAAGCUCAGAUUUUCCACCCGCAGUAAUGAUGGUUCGUACUGCGCGGCGCUAAAAAGAUGCGCUGACACUUGAAUUCUCGUUCUUUCCACGUUCAUUCUUUUUCCUUGCUACCGCAUUUCUUCCAAAAAGAAGAAGAUGGGAAAUGUACGAAUUGUUAUUGACUGUGAGACGUUUUCUGUGUUUGUUCUGACUAUUAUAAGACUACGAUUAUGCAAACCUUACGGACCAAAAAAGACAUUUGCUGAGACGCAAAAUAGCUUUCAAUCUUUUUGCGGCAGAGACAUAUCGAAUACCACAAAAAAUUAUGAUUUUGAAAAUGAUUGGAUUGGAAUUUGUAGUUCGAGUUUCUUUUGAAAUUCCAGAUUUUCUGAAGUCUUGAAAUGACUUUUUUUGUAUUCUAUACGACAGUGGCAGGCCUUCCAUAGGGAAAGUAAAAUGGCAAACUUUUUCCCGGAAGUUUUCAAAUAGCGACACAUUAGUCGUCGCAGUUUCCAAUUUUGGUGCCUCUAUUCUUUUGCUCAGCGGCUCGUUUUUCCACUCGGACUGCGCCAACAAGGUGUACUACGGAAUUCGCUCUUCCAAAGAGAUUUCGAGCCCUCGGAGCCCAUUUCCCGUGGGAACGUCGGCGCCUCCCAAAAAUGUCGAGUGUGACGCCUCCAAAAAAAACCUGCAUUACGUUUUGCAUGGGCCCGUCGCGCAAAAAGAUCUAUCAAAUUCGAAUAUUCAAAGCCACUUCUUCGUAGAACGCUGUUUUUGCCUCUUUCGUGUUUAGAGAAGAGACCAUAUCCAAUUUUCUGGAAAUACAAAAAAAGACGUUGUGCAAUAAAAUUCUGCUAAUCUGAAAAACUCAAUAGCAAAAGUUUCGAUUGAAAAAAAAACAGCAAAAUUAUUGCACAUUAUUUGACUUUCGAAAAAAAGCAAAGAAAUAAUUUUUCCUUAUUAUGAAGAUUUUUUUCAAAAGGUAUAUAAAGCCUUAAUCAUAAAAAAAUUACCAGUGAAUGGAUCGCUAAUCAAACUUAAUUUUCAUGUUUCAUCCAAUUGAAUCUAACUUGAAUUUGAAAAAAAUUUGCAUAUUUGAAAGACCGCACCUGAACUCUUUGUUUACACAUAAGUUUUAGGUAAAGGAACGUUUGGUAGAGUGGAACUGGCGCGCGACAAAAUCAACGGUGCUCACUAUGCGCUGAAAGUGCUGAAUAUCAAGCGAGUGGUCGACACUCGGCAAGUGGAUCAUGUGCACAGCGAGAAAAAAGUUCUUCUCAAACUCAAGCAUCCGUUCAUUGUCAGAUUGUAAGAAUGCCUUACGGAGUCCUCCAGAAUGAUCCAUUCCUUCUAGGUAUGCCUGCGAAAAAGACAACAAAUGUCUCUACAUGAUCAUGGAAUACGUCCCUGGCGGAGAAAUGUUCUCUUACCUUCGUGCCUCAAGGUUUUAUUGAACUAGAAGAAACUCUUUCUUAUCUGAUUUCAGAACUUUCACAAACUCGAUGGCGCGUUUCUACGCAGCAGAAAUAGCACUAGCUCUUGAGUAUAUUCAUUCGCAAGGAAUAGUGAGUUCUUGGAACUUUUCGAGCCCAUAGUGAUUUUCUACAAAGUUUAGGUUUACCGAGAUUUGAAACCCGAAAACUUGAUGCUGAGCAAAGAUGGUCACGUGAAGAUGGCCGAUUUUGGAUUUGCAAAGGAGCUUCGGGACAGGUUUGUGUUGCUUUUGACGCAUGCGCGAUCCAUCUCAAACGUCGGUUCUCAAGUGCGUUUUGAAUACAAAGUGAUGAAGAACAGACACCUUCUUUGAAAUGUACGAAUUGAACCUCGAGGAAUUAUUGAAAAACUUUCUACGAAACAUGUCAGCCAAUCGGGUGGCCCAUUCUAUUUUGAGUGGCCGUUCCAUUCUCAAGAAUACCUACAAAAUAAAUACUUUAAGCAAUUUUUGUUCAGCGUGUUGUUUUUGAAUGAAAAAGUUUUGAGUAAACUGCAAAUUUGUAUAAAUUGCAAUAGAAAAGUAUAUUACUUACAUGAUUACUCACAAAAACUACGUUUUGAUAAAUUUCGAAACUUUUUGUGUUUUCUUGUUUUUCUUUGACCAGCUGCUCGUAUUUUGAGCUGCUACGGUUUCAAGCUUUUCACAAAACAUGAAAAAGUGUACAACGUAAAACGCGUGAAUGAAAGAGCGUCAGUUGUAAUGAGCGACUAGGUUUCUGAUGGCCCGACUAUACUAUGCGAAUGAUUCAAACUAUCGGCGGGCGGAUUACGUCAUUCGACCACUUAGAUCAGCUCUCAAAGAGUUUGGGGGUUGGUCAUUUGAACGCAAUUGUUUGAUAUAACAGUUGCUCUUGCUGAGCGGAAAUCAAUGCGUUCUAAGAAUAACUUCCUUUUUUAUUCUCAGAAACUGAAGCUUGAAACUUCGGGCGUUUUUCACGUUAAAUGAAAGUGAUGCCAACAAUUGGAUAAUUGAAUGUUAAAAAAUGUGAUAGCGUCAUAAAAAAGAAUUUAAAUGAAACUCAAGCUCAAAGAAGUGAAAUGACAUCAAAGGUUCCAUUUAUUUUUCUCUUUUUUUUCUGACUUGAACAACUUAUUAAAAAACAGGACGUUAUGGCCACCCAUUUAAUUGCUCAAGAAGCCUUUAUAAUCGAGCAAAGAAUGAUUUUCCGAGGCAAGAAAUUUAUCUCAAAAAUGCAUGGAUAGGCUGGGCAAUCAUUGGAGAUAUCUUUUUCCGAAAAAAAGCAGACUGAACAAUUGCUUUGUUCCUAUAUCUCCUAGAACACGUUUCAGUAAUCCUUACGCAAUUUUACACAACUUUUGAAGUCAAUAAAAUCAUCAUUUCGAAGCUCAUGUUAACGAGCAAGUUUGCAGGACAUACACGAUUUGUGGAACGCCGGACUACCUGGCACCAGAAUCGCUGUCGAGCAAGGGACACAACAAGGGCGUUGAUUGGUGAGUUUCAACAACUCUCUCAAAGGGAAAUUUUUGAAUUAAACUUUUUCCCCCCUUUUUUUAAAUUUAUGAUAGAUUUUAUGACUUUUUAAAAAUAAAGUUUGAGUCUUUAAAACAAAAAAAUGAAUUUUUUUCAGGUGGGCUCUUGGAAUUCUCAUCUACGAAAUGAUGGUCGGUAAACCGCCAUUCCGUGGGAAAAAUACUGCCGAAAUCUACGACGCCAUCUUGGAGCACAAACUCAAAUUUCCACGCAGUUUCAAUCUGGCUGCAAAGUGAGCUUUUCAUUUUGCGUAACUUUCAGUAUUUUUUUCAUUUUCAGAGAUUUGGUGAAGAAAUUAUUGGAGGUUGACCGAACUCAACGUCUGGGAUGCAUGAAAAACGGUGCGCAAGACGUCAAGGAGCACAAAUGGUUUGAAAAAGUCAACUGGGAGGAUCUGCUGGCUCUCCGUGUAGAGGUCAGUUUGUUACUUUGUUGUUCUAAUCUUGUAAAAUGUCCACAUUUCAGCCUCCAAUCAUUCCAACUUUGUAUCAUCCUGGAGACACUGGAAACUUUGACGAGUACGAGGAAGACAAUGGUAUGGGUCCUGUGUGUGGACAGCGUGAACGCGAUCUCUUUGCUGAAUGGUGA
Messenger RNA from Caenorhabditis auriculariae, 4816 nucleotides. NCBI's taxonomy places the organism in Eukaryota, Metazoa, Nematoda, Chromadorea, Rhabditida, Rhabditidae. The record is from the annotation of a GenBank genome assembly.